GUGGCAGAGAAUGGAGGAAACAAGGGCACACUAUCAAAAGUACCCACUCGAGCAUCUCCACAUAAAGAUACCAUCGCGAUUGUGCCGAUGUAACCUUAUUUUAAACGGCACCUCCUCCUCCUCCGCACCAAAUAAACCCAUUUUUGCCUCUCGGAAAUGGCGUCUCCGCUUCUCCUCUCCAUCUCAACCCCUUUCCGCCUCUCCUCUCCCCAUCGCUUCCCUUCUCUCUGCAACGGCGCGACCCACUCGCUCCGCCGUGCCCCUUCCCUUCCCUUUCCCCAACCCUCAGACACACCUCGCCUUUGGCGCCCCAGUCCGUGCGGUUCCCUUCGGUUUGCGGCUAGCGUUCGUGCUGGAGGGACCUCCAUUGGCGGAGCGGAAUCGGAGAAUCCCUUGCCCGAUGAAUCUCCCGUCGGCGAAGAUUCUGCAGCGUUUGAACUGAGGGAGCAGAAACUCUCUUCCUGGGCCUAUUUCACCGCCAUACUCGGUGUCGUGCUCGGUGCGCUUAACAUUCUGUGGAUUAGCCCGUCUACAGGGUUCGGCGCCGCAUACAUCGAUGCCGUUUCUGGACUUUCAGAGAGCCCGGAGGUUGUGCUGUUGAUGCUUGUUUUCAUUUUCGCUGCUGUCCAUAGUGGUUUGGCUAGUCUUCGAGAUUCUGGUGAAAAGCUCAUUGGAGAGAGGGCUUUCCGAGUUAUAUUUGCUGGGGUUUCACUUCCUUUGGCAGUUAGUACUAUCGUUUACUUCAUCAAUCAUAGAUAUGAUGGUACUCAAUUGUGGCAACUUCAGAAUGUUUUUGGAAUCCAUGAGCUAGUGUGGUUCUCAUCCUUCAUUUCUUUCUUCUUUCUCUACCCAUCCACCUUCAAUCUGUUGGAAGUUGCUGCCAUUGAUAAGCCAAAAUUGCAUCUCUGGGAAACAGGAAUCAUGAGAAUCACUAGACACCCUCAGAUGGUUGGGCAGGUAAUAUGGUGUUUAGCACAUACGCUAUGGAUCGGAAACACAGUAGCAGUGGCAGCCUCUAUCGGCUUAAUAGCUCACCACCUGUUUGGCAUUUGGAAUGGUGAUAGGCGUUUGGCAUUGCGAUAUGGUAAACAAUUUGAAGAUUUAAAGAGAAGAACAAGUGUGCUUCCAUUUGGUGCCAUCUUAGAUGGACGCCAAAAGUUACCUGAUGAUUACUACAAGGAAUUUCUCCGGCUACCUUAUUUGACAAUCACAGCUCUGACUCUUGGUGCAUAUUUUGCACAUCCACUGAUGCAAGCGUCCAGUUCUCAACUUCAUUGGUGAUCAGUUGUAUGCUUGUAUUACUGAUUGUAUAAAUUAAUUUGGGUGGUGAAGAAUGAUGUGUCAUUGUAGAAUUAAAUUGGACAAAGAUCAAAAAGCGUCCUAGGUUUAUCACUCUUUUUUUUUUUUUAAAAAAAAUAAAUAAAAUGAAAAGUUAAAAGGGCCCUACUGUAUGAUAAGACUCUUACUUUCCGGAAGAAAUUUACAGUCUUAUUCUAUUUUUAUAA
This is a messenger RNA of Zingiber officinale, 1505 nucleotides long. RefSeq names its product 15-cis-zeta-carotene isomerase, chloroplastic-like. Gene Ontology annotation, cellular component: chloroplast. The transcript has 4 exons. Bases 157 to 1281 code for a protein of 374 amino acids. Gene Ontology annotation, biological process: carotene biosynthetic process. Gene Ontology annotation, molecular function: 9,15,9'-tri-cis-zeta-carotene isomerase activity. The record is from RefSeq and is a predicted model, not a curated record. NCBI's taxonomy places the organism in Eukaryota, Viridiplantae, Streptophyta, Magnoliopsida, Zingiberales, Zingiberaceae.